Messenger RNA from Aspergillus affinis, 1056 nucleotides. RefSeq names its product thioredoxin-disulfide reductase TRR1 (gene trr1). The transcript is spliced from 3 exons. Gene Ontology annotation, molecular function: thioredoxin-disulfide reductase (NADPH) activity. Lineage: Eukaryota; Fungi; Ascomycota; Eurotiomycetes; Eurotiales; Aspergillaceae. Gene Ontology annotation, biological process: removal of superoxide radicals. The record is from RefSeq and is a predicted model, not a curated record. Gene Ontology annotation, cellular component: cytoplasm. Bases 1 to 1056 code for a protein of 351 amino acids.
AUGGUCCACACUCCUGUCGUUAUCAUCGGCUCCGGCCCCGCCGCUCACACCGCCGCCGUCUACCUCUCGCGAGCGGAACUCAAGCCUGUCCUCUACGAGGGUAUGCUGGCCAACGGCACCGCCGCUGGUGGUCAGCUCACCACCACCACCGAUAUCGAGAACUUCCCCGGUUUCCCCGACGGCAUUGGUGGCGCGGAGCUCAUGGAGAACAUGCGCAAGCAAUCGAUUCGAUUCGGAACCGAGGUGAUCACCGAGACCAUCUCUAAGAUCGAUCUGUCCCAGAGACCCUUCAAACUGUGGACCGAAUGGAACGAUGGCCCUGAGAACGAGCCCGCUCACACCGCGGACGCCGUCAUCAUUGCCACUGGCGCCAACGCUCGCCGUCUGAACCUGCCCGGUGAGGAGACCUACUGGCAGAACGGUAUCAGUGCCUGCGCCGUCUGCGACGGUGCCGUGCCCAUCUUCCGCAACAAGCCCCUGUACGUCAUCGGUGGUGGUGACUCCGCUGCCGAGGAGGCCAUGUUCCUGGCCAAGUACGGCAGCAGCGUCACCGUCCUGGUCCGUCGCGAUCAGCUGCGCGCUAGCAAGGCCAUGGCCAACCGUCUGCUUGCCCACCCCAAGGUCACCGUUCGCUUCAACUCCGUGGCCACCGAGGUUCUGGGCGAGAACAAGCCCAUGGGUCUGAUGACCCACCUGCGCGUCAAGGACACCGUCACCGGCCAGGAGGAGGUCGUCGACGCCAACGGUCUCUUCUACGCCGUCGGCCACGACCCCGCCACUGCUCUGGUCAAGGGCCAGCUCGACCUCGACGAUGAACAAUACAUCAUCACUAAGCCCGGUACCAGCUACACCAGCCUCGACGGUGUCUUCGCUUGCGGUGACGUCCAGGACAAGCGUUACCGCCAGGCCAUCACCAGUGCCGGUUCCGGCUGUAUGGCCGCUCUCGACGCCGAGAAGUUCAUCGCCGAGCACUCUUCCGCAGAGGCCCCCGCCAACGAAACCAAGACCGACACCGAGGGCACCGGAGCCGAAUACAAGCAAAACCCUCUUCUCUAA